This is a messenger RNA of Anopheles gambiae (African malaria mosquito), 1486 nucleotides long. Its product is annotated as neuronal acetylcholine receptor subunit beta-3-like. Gene Ontology annotation, molecular function: transmembrane signaling receptor activity; neurotransmitter receptor activity; extracellular ligand-gated monoatomic ion channel activity. The transcript is spliced from 6 exons. Gene Ontology annotation, biological process: signal transduction; regulation of membrane potential; monoatomic ion transmembrane transport. Lineage: Eukaryota; Metazoa; Arthropoda; Insecta; Diptera; Culicidae. The record is from RefSeq and is a predicted model, not a curated record. Bases 102 to 1439 code for a protein of 445 amino acids. Gene Ontology annotation, cellular component: synapse; membrane; neuron projection.
GUGAAGCUUUAGUAUUCUAUUUACCGUAGCUCGAAACGCAUCGGAUCGUGUUGUCCGUUAGUUCAAAUACGGUAGCAACAGUUUGAGUUUCAAAUAUUACCAUGUAUUCCAUAAAAAUAAUUUCCAUCGUGUUAUUUACAUUGCAAGCAAUCGAAAAUGGUGCCACAAUCGACUGUGACGCUCCUGUUAAUACUGAAAACAAGGAAAGCGAGUUACUCCAAAAGCUACUAUGCAAUUACGACAAAAGUGAACGACCCGUCAAGAACCACAAUACUGCAGUAAACGUUACAAUGUCAAUGCACGUUCAAAAUUACGAUGUGAGCGAGGGAAAGGCGACGCUCUAUCUGAAUGUGUGGAUGAGCUCUUCGUGGAAGGAUGAGUACCUAAACUGGGAUAGAGCAGAGUAUAGCCUAGACAAGGUAGUGAUCGAUUCCGACGAUCUAUGGCGUCCAACGUUUGUUGCCUUUCAUAAUAUAAAAAGUGGCAAUGGUGCUAACGCCUGUGGAACCCAUCCCUGCGAAGUAAAGCAAACUGGAGUGGUCCUCUGUGUUACCCCGUGCCAGUAUGAAGCUCUUUGCGUGAGCGAUACGGUUAGCUGGCCAUUCGACAGCCUAAAGUGCACAAUGUUCCUCGGCACCUGGUUGCAAGACGUCAAUCAAAUCAACAUCAGCCAAAACUCGAACGUAUCCACGCGUGACAUUGAGGUGCACCAUGCUGAAUGGAUGAUCAAGUCGGUGAAGAAACUCCACAUAUUCCUACCAGACAAUACUAGCUACCCAUCGUUGGAGUAUAUCUUCACGAUGCAACGUCAUGUUGCUAUUUAUGCUGCUAUUUUGACGCCAGGAUUCUUGAUGAUAAUAAUUGAUUUGGCUGUCCUGUGGAUGAACAGCGGCAGCGCCGAACGACUGUACAUACUCUGUGCAACUUGUAUGGGCCAUUUUACCUUCAUGGAAUACCUCUACUGGCGGCUACCGUACCACGGCGAGAACGUUCCCCGAAUGCUACUUUUCUUCCGUGAUUCUCUUAUAAUUAACGUUCUGCUGGUAGCCUUUACCAUCAUACUGCGACAAACGGCCCCGAAAGCUGAUAGCGAAGAGCGCUUAGUCGAUAAGCUUGCCGGCAGGGUAGCUUCAACGACGAUGGGUCGUGUAUUGCUUCAAAUAGACGAUACCGUUGAUGCAAAACAAUCAGCUACGAUCGACGAAGAAAAUGUAGAUACUGAUAAUUCCAACAAACUGCGGACGGACAGUUUUGAGGGUGAUACUGUGAACCUAGUAUCCGAUGCACCCGUUAAUGAUGCGCCGGUUACAGCGCCAGUUAUUGCUAAUCACCAACGGGGUACUUUAGUUAAUGCAUUUUUAGAUAGAAUUAUGUUUAUUUCCUUCUUACUUUGUUACGUCUUCAUGAUCUGCAGCCUUUUGCCAAAGGAAGUAAUGUAAACUUAAUCUCUUCGAAUAAACGAUGACCGUCGUGCAAGAAAAAAAAA